CAAGCGGCCGGUCUUUAAAAAAAGGAAUCCUUAUGCCAACCGAUGUAAUCAAGGCGAAGAAUUAUCUCUUAUCUCUGGGCAUACAUGGUGAAAUUCCCAUGGGAUCAGAGAGGAUGGAGAUGCGAAAGAGGCAGAUGUCGGGGCAGCAGGAGUUGGUGGCGGGAGGCACAACGACGGGAACGACGCCAGCCCAAAAUGAGCAGGCUGGUCAGGGUGAGCGUCCCUCAAAUGCCUGCUGUUUCUGCUGGUGCUGCUGCUGUAGCUGCUCAUGUCUCACUGUUAGGAAUGAAGACAGGGAGGAGAGGAACCGGAAAGCCUCGCACGACGUCAAAGCUGAGGACCCUGGUGACUGUGAGGAGAGUCCAAAGCCCACUAUGGAUGAAAUGUGCUCAUGGGGGCAAUCCUUUGACAAGCUGAUGCAUUGUCCUGUUGGACGUUGCGCCUUCCGGCAAUUUCUGCGCACAGAGUUCAGCGAGGAAAACCUGCUCUUCUGGCUAGCUUGUGAAGAGUUCAGCAAGGAGACCAACAAGAGCAUCAUCAAGGAGAAGGCUCUCCUCAUAUAUGAGGAUUACAUUUCCAUCCUCUCACCCAAAGAGGUGAGCCUGGAUUCACGUGUCCGGGAGGUAAUAAACAGAAACAUGCUGGAGCCCACUUCUCACACAUUUGAUGAUGCCCAGCUCCAGAUUUACACGUUAAUGCAAAGAGACUCGUACCCACGCUUCAUGAACUCCCCUGUCUACAAAAACCUCCUCAAGAGCGUCUCGGAGCAAUGUCCCGAAUCAUAAAAUCUCUGUGAUCCCACUCGAAUUCUCCCUUCCCUGUCCUCAUUUUGGGUUCAUUUUUCAUUACGUGGAGUUUGUUUAAAAGGACCUUACAGUGGGUCCUCCCAGGGAUUUUCCACAUUAGAGAUCUGUACCUGAACAAGACACUCAGGUCUCCAGCUCACUGGAAUUUUAAAACACUGUCUCAAAUCUCCUGAGGGCUCAAUACCACAAGUACUGCUACAAAUCAACAUAGCAAGAAGCUCCAAAGGAUUAUCAGUGCAUUUUCAUAUUUUUAAGACAAAUUAUCUAUUUAAUUUGUGUUUUUAAUUGUUUUAAUCACGUUAUUUUUUUUAAAAAUUUACUUUCAAAGAUUAUGUGAUGCCCAAUGUGGGUUAUUUACAGUAUACACAUUAGAUAUAUUUAUGAAUUUAUAGUAUUUUUCCUCUUGUCUUAGAACAUUUUAAGAAAAUGGAAUUAUGGGUACUAGACAAUACGGAUGAGAAUCAAAGAUCAAGUCAAGGCAACACAUCAGCUUUACUCAAAGGAAUCUGUGUGCUGCCCGAUAUUGUUUCAUGACCUGUUCGUGCUCAGAAUAGCUUAGCAUGUCUAAUCGGAAUAAAUCUUUCUUACUUAUUGUCAAAUCACUAUUUAAUCAGUCAGUGAAACCUUUACAUUUCUGAUAAAAAAAAAAAAGUAAAAAUGAAAUCUUAAAAUGGCUUUAAAAUCGGUGGCUAUUAUAUUACACCCUACUACAAUGCAGUCUGUAGGUAAACACGAUAGUCCUUGUAUUUCAGACUUAAUUAUCUUGAACCUUCUUGAUACUUGGUAGCAGUUGUGAUAAUACCCUCUGAGAUCAAGUUCCAAUCAUUCUUUCUUUAAUACAAUCUUGACAAAAGCUGUUUUGUGUAUGAAUUAUUGCCUCACCAAUCUAGAGCUGGUGAAGAACCAACUACACAACCAACUACCAAAUUCCUUCUUGGUAAUUAUUCUAUAGUUUUGUCUUCUUGACAUGACUUUACUUGGUUUACCUAAUGUGGACAUUCAUUCAUUUCUGGACUUUAUGCACCAAACCAAUGUUUUAUUUAAAAUCCUGGCAUUACCUGGUAAAAACCUUCUAGUGUCCAGUUACCUCCAGACCUCACAUGAUGACUAAUCUUAUAUCUUAAUCUUAUAUCCAAAACUGUGCAUCCUAGAAAGCAGGCACAAAACUAUACUAAUGUAAACUUAAGUAUUAAAAUAAUCAUAAUGACUUAUAGCUGUCUUGAGAUGAGUAUAAAAACUAUUUUAUCAAAUAUGUUUAGGUUUAGAUCAGCA
This is a messenger RNA of Tachysurus vachellii, 2078 nucleotides long. It is a transcript of the gene rgs20, whose product is annotated as regulator of G protein signaling 20. Bases 33 to 785 code for a protein of 250 amino acids. The transcript has 5 exons. Lineage: Eukaryota; Metazoa; Chordata; Actinopteri; Siluriformes; Bagridae. The record is from RefSeq and is a predicted model, not a curated record.